UUGGCUUUAAGGGUCUAAAAAAACCCUUCAGUAACACGAUUGUUCGGAGAGUAGUAGAUGGCGGGAGUGAUCUCCGUGUGAUAUAACUGUGUUAGAUUAGUUUUUAAAUUUUUAGUGUAUAUUAUAGAAUAGUUAUAAAAAUGACUAGAGCUAAAAUAGAACUAGGCGAUGUGACGCCUCACAAUAUAAAGCAACUAAAAAAGCUAAACACAGUUGUAUUCCCCGUGUCAUACAACGAUAAGUUCUACAAGGAUGUAUUGGAGGCAGGUGAAUUGGCCAAGCUAGUUUACUACAAUGAUAUUGUGGUGGGCGCAGUUUGCUGUAGGAUAGACACAUCGGAAAACUCCCGGAGAUUGUACAUAAUGACGCUAGGGUGCCUGUACCCAUACAGAAGAUUGGGCAUUGGGUCUCUCAUGGUGGAACAUGUGCUCAAAUAUGUUGAACAAGAGGGCAAUUUUGACAGCAUUUUCUUACAUGUCCAAGUAAACAAUGAGGGUGCAAUAGAUUUCUAUAAGAAGUUUGGCUUUGAAAUUGUUGAGACUAAAGAGCACUACUACAAGAGGAUAGAGCCGGCAGACGCACACGUGCUACAGAAGACCAUCAGAGAACCUCAGAGCGCCCCCAUGUCCAACGGCACUGUGCCACAUGCCAAAACAAACGGGCAUGACUGAGCUUGUGAAACUCGGUAUGUACAAAAAGCUCUGAAAUUACCAUUGUAUGAUGAAAUAGUGCUAUGACAGGCUUCUUACAGUUAAAUUAUUGCUAGAUGUUGUGUAUUGUCUC
Molecule: messenger RNA, 783 nt
Organism: Cydia amplana
Lineage: Eukaryota; Metazoa; Arthropoda; Insecta; Lepidoptera; Tortricidae
Gene: san
Product: probable N-acetyltransferase san
Exons: 3
Coding region: 141-671 (176 amino acids)
Biological process (GO): mitotic sister chromatid cohesion
Cellular component (GO): NatA complex
Molecular function (GO): N-acetyltransferase activity
Source: RefSeq, a predicted model, not a curated record